Messenger RNA from Aspergillus puulaauensis, 1824 nucleotides. Its product is annotated as putative amino acid transporter. The transcript has 2 exons. Gene Ontology annotation, biological process: amino acid transmembrane transport. The coding region runs from base 1 to 1824 and encodes 607 amino acids. Gene Ontology annotation, cellular component: membrane. NCBI's taxonomy places the organism in Eukaryota, Fungi, Ascomycota, Eurotiomycetes, Eurotiales, Aspergillaceae. The record is from RefSeq and is a predicted model, not a curated record. Gene Ontology annotation, molecular function: L-amino acid transmembrane transporter activity.
AUGUCCCGAAUAACCUUCUCGGCUUCUGAACUACGGUCCGAUCAUGGCGCCAGGGACUCGCUGGAACUCGCUUCGCUCGCCUCCUCCUCUCCUGAAUCCGGUCUCGAGCUCUCCCGCACAUCCUCCCCCUCGGGCAUUUCGUCCUCGCGCAAGCUAUCGCUAGAAGACGAAGACCCCCUUUCUAACUCCAACCCAUAUGCGAAUCUCGGAUCCUCACGGCCGCGAUCUGGCCGGUCAUACUCUGUCUCUUCUGCAUUCGAUUUUGGAAGGAAUCUGUUUCCCUUAUCCCAAACUGCUGGUGGUUACGCUCCCUUGGGAGCUCCGUCUGCGCUUGACGGAGAAAGUGGCCUUGGUGACGGUUCGUUGGAAAGAAACAAGACUUUGACAUAUAUCAAUGGUCUCUCCCUGGUGGUGGGACUAGUGAUUGGCUCAGGGAUUUUUUCUUCUCCCAGUCAAGUGAACGCCAAUGCGGGAUCCCCUGGGGCUGCCCUAAUUGCGUGGCUUGUUGCUGGUCUACUGGCUUGGACCGGAGCUGCCAGUUAUGCUGAACUAGGUGGUGCUAUUCCUCUGAAUGGUGGCGCUCAGGCUUAUCUGUCUAAGAUAUUCGGAGAACUGGCAGGAUUUCUUUUCACUUGGUGUGCCGUCUUGGUGCUUAAGCCUGGCAGCGCAGCCAUAAUCUCAAUCAUAUUUGGCGAGUAUGUUGUUCGAGCAAUAUUGGGUGCCGAGGUCGAACAUAUCAAUCCAUGGGUAAAUAAAGGAGUGGCAUUUGGAGGUCUUUUUGUGGUGACUUGUCUAAAUUGUCUCUCUACCAGACUCGCUGCUCGUAUUGGCGACCUUUUUAUGUUCUUCAAGUUCGUGGCACUGGUCGGGGUUACCAUUAUUGGGAUUAUCGUUGCAGUUACAGGCCUUUCGUCCAAAGGGAGGGCGAAUGAAGAAUGGAAAACGAGCUGGUUUGAAGGCACGAACAUGGAUAUAUCCGGCUGGGCAAUGGCGCUAUAUGCAGGUCUUUGGGCAUUUGAUGGUUGGGACAACACAAAUUACGUGACGGGCGAAUUCAAGAAUCCAAAUCGCGACCUUCCGCGAGUGAUCCAUACUGCAAUGCCUCUGGUUAUCGUCUGUUAUCUGCUCGCCAACAUCUCGUACUGCCUGGUCCUUCCUCAGUCCACGAUGGAAGCCAGUAAUGCCAUUGCGGUUCAGUUUGGCGAUAAGGUAUUUGGAAGUAUAGGAGCCCUGAUAUUCGCGCUAGUCGUUUCUGCGAGCUGUUUCGGUGCUCUAAAUGCGACCAUAUUUACCAGCGGACGUCUGGUAUACGCUGCCGGUAAAGAAGGCUAUCUUCCUACAUUUUUCGGGAAUCUUUGGACUCAAGGCUCCUCUUCCAAUGCUGUGAACAGGCUUCAACACCGGUCGUGGGCGAGCAAAAUCGUGUCUCGUCUUUUCGGCAACGGAACCUGGAUCGGAUAUACGCCCAUCAAUGCUAUGGCGCUGAAUAGCACACUCACAUUGUUAUACAUCAUUGUUGGGGAAUUCAGCACCCUUGUUACAUUUUACGGUGUCGCAGGAUAUACGUUCUACUUCCUCACAGUGCUAGGCUUAAUCGUGCUCCGCGUUCGUGAGCCGCACUUGGAACGGCCGUAUAAGACCUGGAUUUCAACCCCGAUUAUUUUCUGCUGUGUCAGCCUUUUCUUGCUUAGUCGCGCCGUUAUUUCUGAGCCACUACAAACACUGAUUGUAGUAGCGUUCAUUAUUGCCGGAGUGCCAGUUUAUUUCUGGCGCAUCUAUAAACGCGAUGGCAAAAAGGCGUUCCGGGGAUGGAAAUUCUGGUAA